Messenger RNA from Pseudozyma flocculosa PF-1, 687 nucleotides. RefSeq lists its product as uncharacterized. The transcript has 3 exons. The coding region runs from base 1 to 687 and encodes 228 amino acids. The record is from RefSeq and is a predicted model, not a curated record. Lineage: Eukaryota; Fungi; Basidiomycota; Ustilaginomycetes; Ustilaginales; Ustilaginaceae.
AUGGCCCGCCUUUCCCUCCUCGCCCUUCUCGCCACGAUCGCCAUGGCCGGCGCCAGCGGCGUGCUGGCCAGCAGCGACGCCGCCCAGGCGCUUGAGGCGGCCGACGUCGACGAGGCGGGCAACGUGAUGCAAUACAUCAACUCGGUCUUUGGCGACGAAGACGACGACGACUACAGCGAGGAGGAGCUGGCCCGGCGCGACCUGAUGCGCCGCGGCAAGCACCACCACAAGCACUCGCGCAAGACCAAGGGCAAGCAGCACUUUACCAUCGGCACCGACGACUCCGACCAGCUGUGGGACGACGCCGUCAAGAUCACCUGGUACGCCUCCAACGACCUCAAGAACCCGCAGUGCGGCAACGGCGGCGGAAAGUGGCAGCCCGAGAACUCGAGCCACAUCGGCGCCGUCGUCAAGGGCUGGGACAACGGACCUCAGUGCGGCGACUUUGUCAAGCUGUGCAACAAGAAGGCCGACAACAAGUGUGUCAAGGUCCGCGUGAUUGACAAGUGCGCCGGCUGCAAAAAGGGCCACGUCGACCUGACCAAGAGCGCGUUCAAGAAGCUGGCGCCGUCGGGCACGCUCAACGAGGGCGUCGUCGAGAACCUGCAGAUGUACAAGACGUACAAGCCCAACCCCUGGGACAUUGCCCUCUUCGGUCCCAAGCUGCUCCAGGCCCUCAACAACUGA